Molecule: messenger RNA, 585 nt
Organism: Arctia plantaginis
Lineage: Eukaryota; Metazoa; Arthropoda; Insecta; Lepidoptera; Erebidae
Source: the annotation of a GenBank genome assembly
AUGAAUGACGAUGCUUAUCUUAAAUAUUGUAUAUUGAAAGAGCACCCAGUAUUGGAAGAGCACACAGUAUUGGAUGAGCACACAGUAUUGGAUGAGCACACAGCAUUGGAAGAGCACACAGUAUUGGAUGAGCACACAGCAUUGGAAGAGCACACAGUAUUGGAUGAGCACACAGCAAUGGAAGAGCACACAGUAUUGGAUGAGCACACAGCAUUGGAAGAGCACACAGUAUUGGAAGAGCACACAGCAUUGGAAGAGCACAUAGCAUUGGAAGAGCACACAGCAUUGGAAGAGCACACAGCAUUGGAAGAGCACACAGCAUUGGAAGAGCACAGAGCAUUGGAAGAGCACACAGCAUUGGAAGAGCACACAGCAUUGGAUGAGCACACAGCAUUGGAAGAGCACACAGCAUUGGAAGAGCACACAGCAUUGGAAGAGCACACAGCAUUGGAAGAGCACACAGCAUUGGAAGAGCACACAGUAUUGGAAGAGCACACAGCAUUGGAAGAGCACACAGCAUUGGAAGAGCACACAGUAUUAGAAGAAGAUCAGUUUUAUGCGCUUCUUCUACAUUUAAACUUUUAG